AUACCCGUUUGAGAGCGCGACAGGGCUUACAGCGCUAACACCGGAAUUGUGAUGCGCACGAGCCCCUACUCCUCUACUCCUCUACUUCUCCAUCUUCUUCUUCUUCUUCUUCUUCUUCUUGUUCUUCUUCUUUUUGUUCAUUUUCUUGUUCUUCUUGUUCUUCUUCUGAUCCUUCCUCUUCUUUUUCUUUUUAUUCUUUGCUGGAGAUUUUAUGGAACCGGUGUGAUUGUUGUUAUUGUUGUCGCGGUGCUUGUGGCUCUCACUGCUCUGGCUGGCUGCCGUUACGCGCACCGCUCGUCUGUUGUGGCUGUGAAGGGAAACACCACAACAACGGUCACCGACACCGGCGGCAGACCUGCCUCACACCCUCUCUCUAUCUCUCUUUCCCUCCCCUCCGUGUGUGUCUGUGUGUCGGUGUUUCUCAGGAAAAAAGGAAAAAGCGCUGAAAGCCGCGGCUCUCUUCCUCCAGCCCCACUCUGACUCUGCAGAGCCAAACUGAAAAACAAUAAACGCAAAAGAUGAGUUCAUAUUUCGUCAACUCGCUCUUCUCGAAAUAUAAAAGCGGGGACUCGUUACGUCCGAACUACUACGAGUGCGGUUUCGCGCAGGACCUGGCGGGCAGCCGGCCCACCGUGGUGUACGGCCCGGGCUCCGGCGCCACCUUCCAGCACGCCCCGCAGAUCCAGGACUUCUACCACCACAGCGCCUCCACACUACCCAGCAAUCCGUACCAGCAGAGCCCCUGCGCGGUCACAUGCCACGGAGAGCCGGGCAACUUCUACGGAUACGACGCGCUACAGCGGCAGACGCUUUUCGGGGCCCAGGACGCGGAUCUGGUUCAGUACAGCGACUGUAAACUGGGUAGUGCACCGGGGCUCGGCGGAGAGGACGCAGAGGGAACCGAGCAGAGUCCGUCCCCGACGCAGCUGUUCCCCUGGAUGAGGCCGCAAGCAGCGGGCAGGAGGCGGGGCCGGCAGACUUACAGCCGUUACCAGACCCUGGAGCUUGAGAAGGAGUUCCUGUUCAACCCCUACCUGACCCGGAAGCGCCGCAUCGAGGUGUCGCAUGCGCUUGCCCUGACAGAGCGGCAGGUUAAGAUCUGGUUCCAGAACCGGAGGAUGAAGUGGAAGAAGGAGAACAACAAAGACAAGUUCCCCAGCAGCAAGAGCGAACAAGAGGCGGUGGAGAGGGAGAGGAGGGAGAAGGAGCUGCGAGACGGAAGCGGAAGUGGAGAUGGUGGCGGUGGUGAAGAAGGAGGAGGAGGUCCCGCUGUGGUGGCGGGAACGGUGGGGUCACAGGCUUCUGUGAAUGAGGAUUGCUGUGAGAAAACACACAAGCAAAUGUAGGGAGGAGAGUGUUGGGGGGGGGGUGUACAGGAGGAGGUUUUUAGUCUUAAUUGAGGCCAUUGGACUGCUCCACUGUCUCCACAAUUCAAUUGAUGGAAAGGAACUUGGGUCUUCAAAAUGGCGGCUGAUGAUGGACAGAUGAGGCCAAACGCCUCUGAAAAAAAGAAGCAAGAAAGUGAACUAAAAAAUCCAAGAGAGUGGUGCAGGAAUGAGCCCUGAAUCCUGGAAAUGAGUUAGCAUUUUAACACUUCCGGUUCCCUCAUCUCAAAGUCAAUGGAUGUUUGAACAUGUUUUUGAUUAGAUGCCUGGAAUAAGAUCUGUGGUCGUGUAAGAGAUAUUAACAUUUUGUUCUAAAACACAAAAUAUGUCAGUAAAUACUUCACUCAUAUGUCUGAAAUGUUUACAUAUCCUAAAGAACUGCAGUUGCUAACAAGUGAAUAAAUGGGACUUCUCAAUUAUCAUCAACAUUGGACGCCAUGAACCUAAUGUUUGAUAUUUACUUCUGGUUUUUGCAUUUACACUUCAAAAAUCAUAAAAGUGAUGUUAAUAUAUAGAGAUGAUCCCGCUGAACAAAUCGUUUAGGGAUCAUAAACGUGUGUUUGCCACAGAUCUUAUUUUGUCAAUAUUGUGAAAUCAGUGGAACGUUCCUGUUGAUUUUUGUCGAGGGAGCCCUUACGAUGCUACUUCCGGGUCGGCUUACAAAAAUGUGUAAUUGCUGCACCACUCUAUUAAUGAGGGCGUCAAACAAACAUAGUCUACUCUAGUGUUUAAAACAAACAAAAAAAUGAUAGCUUCCUUUCUUUGUGGAACAAUUAUCGUGGAAACAUUUCUAUAUUGUUAGAAGUUUAUCAUUAACAAUUUUAUCUUUGGCAGCUGUAUAGUUUUUAAGUUAAAAAAUGAUGGUGCACUUUUUACUGUACUUCUUCUCACUUCUAUGUUGUUGUUGUUGUUGUUGUUGUUAUGGCAAUGAUUGAUUGAUGAUGAUAAUGAUGAUGAUGACGUAGCAAUUAAUGAAAUUUCCAACAACAUGAAACUGCCUAUUUAUGCCGUUUUAGUAGGUCUCUUUUUUACACACUCUAAUUGUCGUUUUAGUUCGUUUUUGAUCGAUGGUGUUUGUUUUAUGUUGUCUUCUUUUUCUCUUUUGGGUAAAAAGCAUGCGCACAGUGCAGAAUUAAAAAAAAGAGAACAUUCAUAAAAAUAAA
Eleginops maclovinus (Patagonian blennie) is the source of this 2548-nucleotide messenger RNA. RefSeq names its product homeobox B8a (gene hoxb8a). Gene Ontology annotation, cellular component: nucleus. Gene Ontology annotation, biological process: regulation of transcription by RNA polymerase II. The transcript has 2 exons. The coding region runs from base 519 to 1346 and encodes 275 amino acids. The record is from RefSeq and is a predicted model, not a curated record. NCBI's taxonomy places the organism in Eukaryota, Metazoa, Chordata, Actinopteri, Perciformes, Eleginopidae. Gene Ontology annotation, molecular function: DNA-binding transcription factor activity, RNA polymerase II-specific; RNA polymerase II transcription regulatory region sequence-specific DNA binding.